AUGAGCCUCUUUCAGUACGAGCCGCUAGACCUCACGGGGCAAUCUUUCCGACUCCUCAUGCUUCAUCCUGGAUCCACAAGCCAGAUAUCAUGCGAUAUCUUUCAAGCAAGUCUGGAUCUGGAUGUGAUCAUCCCCUACGAAGCCUUGUCCUAUGCCUGGGGCAGCACAGAGCUCUCGGCCUCCAUCACAGCCAACGGGGAAACCCUUUGCAUCACGAACAAUCUAUUCACUGCUUUGAAAGAUCUCCGAGACGACUUUUUGAGCAGAGUCAUGUGGAUUGACGCUAUCUGUAUCGACCAGAACAACAUUGCUGAGCGAGGCCAUCAGGUUGGACAGAUGGCCAGCAUCUACAGAAAAGCGGAACAGGUCGUCAUAUGGCUGGGCCCUUCCACGUUUGAGAGAAAACUAUUGCUGGAAUGCCUAAGAAAGCUUCAACAGGGAUGGAAACGCCAGAAAAGUCACGCAGAUCUCACUUGGGCGCAAAAGAAUGGGUCGGCGAUCCGCCACAGCUCAGAUCUCGAUCAGGCUGUCUUCGCCGAUGUCCAAAGAAACGCCCUCGUUUCUCUCCUGGAUGAGCCUUGGUUUACCAGGAUAUGGGUCUUGCAGGAAGUGUCAAAUGCGCGCGCAGCUUCGAUCUAUUGCGGGAGAUGGUCCAUUCAGGCUUCCACGCUGAAUAUCGCUGCGAAGGUUAUUGGCGUCGCCCCAGACGAUGGAUGCCAAGCGGUUCUGGACCUAUUCCCAGAUUCGUUUACCCGGAGAUCUCCAAGAAAGAACAUGCUCUCGGUCUUGUUGCAACGAUUCCGAAAGAGCAAGGCGAGCGACCCUCGGGACAUGGUCUACGCCCUGCUUGCAAUAGCCUCUGACGUAUCGCAAAGCGACUCGGGAUCACUACUUUUGCCGGACUACUUCAAGACCGAAGAGCAGCUCGUUCAAGACCUCAAAAAAUAUUUGUUUCUUGAUUUGAGAUAUUGCAAGGUUAUCCUCGCGCGGACGAUGGUAUCAUUUCUUGAAGAGUUACCUCAAUGGACAGGAAGAGUACUCAAUGGAAUUGUGGCUGCCGGCAUCCCAGACCACAUUCGUACGCUUCUUGAAAGGGGACAAAAGUUCACCGUAAACAAGGAAGUCAUUGAUAAAAUACACCACUGGAGACCUGCCGAGGCCCUUUCUAAUCUAAGUCAAGUUGAACACCCUAAUUUCCAGUUUGAUCUGGAAGGUGUAGAGUCCUCAUUGGAGCUCUGCGACUAUGCAACGGCGGAGAAGCUUUUGCGCCUUUACGGAGAAAAGAUCAGUAUUAAUCCCAAAUUCUUGAAUCAGCUUCUCGAAAUCGGCAGGAAGAAGAGCCUGGAGAAGAGCCUGGAGAGAUUAGCGCGAUGCUCCUCGAAUGGUUAG
This is a messenger RNA of Colletotrichum orchidophilum, 1389 nucleotides long. RefSeq names its product HET domain-containing protein. The coding region runs from base 1 to 1389 and encodes 462 amino acids. The transcript is spliced from 2 exons. The record is from RefSeq and is a predicted model, not a curated record. Lineage: Eukaryota; Fungi; Ascomycota; Sordariomycetes; Glomerellales; Glomerellaceae.